Molecule: messenger RNA, 2456 nt
Organism: Drosophila biarmipes
Lineage: Eukaryota; Metazoa; Arthropoda; Insecta; Diptera; Drosophilidae
Product: chitin-binding domain protein cbd-1
Exons: 2
Coding region: 6-2423 (805 amino acids)
Cellular component (GO): extracellular region
Molecular function (GO): chitin binding
Source: RefSeq, a predicted model, not a curated record
UCGUUAUGUGGACUGAAAAGAUGGCUCAAUCCAGGAGUACGCACUUUGGAGUGGCCCUAUGUCUGAUGGUGUCCCUCUGCGUGGGAGCACUGAAUGCGGCGUGUUGCGAGGAGGGCGAAACGAAAGUCGAUGAGGCUGAUUGCUCCAAGUAUCUAGUCUGCUGUCACGGUGAAUUCGUGUCCAAGUCCUGUGAAAGCGGCGACUAUUGGAACUCGGUUUGGGAGCGCUGCGAAGAGGAUAAUGGCGAGUGCAAGCCGCCAACCUGUGAGGAUGGCGAAAUCGAGGCCAAUCCCGAGGAUUGUGCAGGUUACUUGGAGUGCGUUGACGGAAGCGUUGUGAUCCUCACCUGCCCGGAGGGAGACUACUUCAACGCCACCCAGAAAAAGUGCCUCCCCGACACCUGUGGAGUCUGUGUCAACUGCACCGAGGGAAGCAAGAAGCCCGACCUCGACGACUGCACCAAGUUCCAGCAGUGCGUCAACGGAAAGUACGUGUCCAAAUCUUGCGAGGCCGGAGAUUACUGGAACUCGACGAAGCAGGAGUGUGAGUUGGACGAAGGCCAAUGCAAUGGCACUCCGUCGUGCACGGAUGGAGAACUCGAGGUGGACCCAACAGAUUGCGCAGGUUAUCUGUCGUGCUCGAAUGGUAUCUGGGUGAGCAAGCAGUGCGCCGAGGGAUCUUACUUCAAUACCAAGUAUAAUACUUGUGUUGUCGACACUGAUGGAGUUUGUGUUAACUGUACCGAAGGAACUACUGAACCUGUCGAUGACUGUACCCAGUACAAAAUUUGCACGAAUGGGAAGUUUGUGACCAAGUCGUGUGAAAGCGGAUAUUACUGGAACAGCAAGACCUCAGCCUGUGAAAAGGAUAAUGGAGAGUGCAAUGGCAAUGGAACGUCCUGUACUGAAGGUGAUCUUGAGGUUGACCCCACAGAUUGCGCAGGUUAUCUGUCGUGCUCGAAUGGUAUCUGGGUGAGCAAGCAGUGCGCCGAGGGAUCUUACUUCAAUACCAAGUAUAAUACUUGUGUUGUCGACACUGAUGGAGUUUGUGUUAACUGUACCGAAGGAACUACUGAACCUGUCGAUGACUGUACCCAGUACAAAAUUUGCACGAAUGGGAAGUUUGUGACCAAGUCGUGUGAAAGCGGAUAUUACUGGAACAGCAAGACCUCAGCCUGUGAAAAGGAUAAUGGAGAGUGCAAUGGCAAUGGAACGUCCUGUUCUGAAGGUGAUCUUGAGGUUGACCCCACAGAUUGCGCAGGUUAUCUGUCGUGCUCGAAUGGUAUCUGGGUGAGCAAGCAGUGCGCCGAGGGAUCUUACUUCAAUACCAAGUAUAAUACUUGUGUUGUCGACACUGAUGGAGUUUGUGUUAACUGUACCGAAGGAACUACUGAACCUGUCGAUGACUGUACCCAGUACAAAAUUUGCACGAAUGGGAAGUUUGUGACCAAGUCGUGUGAAAGCGGAUAUUACUGGAACAGCAAGACCUCAGCCUGUGAAAAGGAUAAUGGAGAGUGCAAUGGCAAUGGAACGUCCUGUUCUGAAGGUGAUCUUGAGGUUGACCCCACAGAUUGCGCAGGUUAUCUGUCGUGCUCGAAUGGUAUCUGGGUGAGCAACCAGUGCGCCGAGGGAUCUUACUUCAAUACCAAGUAUAAUACUUGUGUUGUCGACACUGAUGGAGUUUGUGUUAACUGUACCGAGGGAACUACAGAACCUGUCGACGACUGUACCCAGUACAAAAUUUGCACGAACGGCAAGUUUGUGACCAAGUCGUGUGAAAGUGGAUAUUACUGGAAUAAGGUCGAAAAGGCCUGUGAGAAGGAUAAUGGAGAGUGCAAUGGCAACUCAACGUGCACCGAGAAUGAGGUUAAGGAAAAUCCUGCUGACUGCGCAGGAUACCUGCAGUGCAUAAAUGGCGCCUAUGUGGCCAGGAAGUGCUCCGCCACGCAGUUCUUCAAUACCACACUGAAGGAGUGUGUCGUUGACCAGGAUAACGUGUGCAUCCCCAAGACCUGCGAUCCCGAUUGCUGUGAUGUGCCCAACAACUCCAUCUGGUCUGUUCAGAACAACUGCUCGGCCUUCUACCAGUGUGUGGAUGGCAACAAAUACGAGCAGAGGUGCUCCAACAAUUUGCAAUACAAUAACAAGACGGAGCAGUGUGAUUAUCCCGAAAAUGUUGACUGCGACGAUGGAUCUGCCCCGCCAAGUGGUCCGACUGCCGGGCCUUCGGGAACAUAUUGCGAGAGCCAUGGUCAAUGUGUUGGCCAGAAGGAUGGUACCCUCUUCCCAGCAGUCAAGGGCACCUGCAGUUCCGCCUAUGUCGUCUGCCAGUGCGAGUGUGAGGUCAGCCUGAGCUGUUCCUCCGGACUGCUCUUUAAUACGGAAGUCAAUUCUUGCGAUUGGCCCGAUAAUGUUAAAUGCUGAAUGUUUUCAAUAAACAACUAUUAACGCAGCGCA